ACACACACACACACACACACACACACACACACACACACACACACGCCGACUAGAGGCUGUAUUUCCACAUUCCGCUCGGAGGGGGACACACCCUCAGAUCCGGAGGAGGAGAGGUUCAGCCGAGACAGCUGAUGGGAUGCAGAGAGGAGAAAGACGCUGCUGCCUUUACAUUGCUUCUCUCGCGAGCUUCUGACAGAAAACAACAGGGCUGCAGCAACAUGCCAAUCACAGGCCAAGAUGGGAGUUAUCUCAACUGGUGAAUGCAUGGAAUUAGCAACACAUACAAAAGUCUUACUUAAAACUUGGACCAAAGCAUCCAAAUCCAAACACUGGACUCCUGAUCCCUAGUGACCCGUGUCACCAUGCCAACUCCCACGAUCCUCACAGCAACCGGGAGUCCUCAGAGAAGCUGCUAGGUUUACAGCUGUGAGCCUUCAUAACGUGGAUCCUCUCCAGUGCUGAGAGAGAGAGACCAGGAGGCAGAGAUGGUUUGCCAGUGGUGUGUCCUGCUGAUUUUCAUCUUGCUGGCGAAGAUGGGACUUGCGGGUGGAUGUGUGUGUCCAGCAGCCACCAUUUUGUCCCAGUUUCCCUCUGAGGUUCCUACUGACGUCUGUUGCUUGAACUACUCCGGCUCUGCUUUCAGCCAUGUGUCCUGGUCUUUGUUUACCAAUGAGACAAACAUAAAGACUCUGGAUCUCUCCUUCUGUAAUAUCACUUCUGUUAAUGUGAGUGAAAAAGUAGUCUCUACAUUGCAAAAGGUUUACUUAGGUCAUAACAGACUAACAGUGUUGCCAAGGGGGUUUCUUGCCAGCCAGCCGAGCCUGAAGGAGGUGGAUCUGAGCAGAAACCAGAUUCAGGAGCUUCCUGAGGGUUUUCUCCAAGACUCAGAUAACCUCCAGAAGCUUUAUCUGCAGGGAAACCAGUUACGCUUCCUGCCGGGCUCUUUGCUACAGAAGCCCAGUCUGCAAACACUGGAGCUGGAUGGGAACCCCUGGGACUGCUCCUGUUUGUUACUGGAAGGCCUGGAGGAAGGCAGGAAGGUUAACAGGACUACUAACCUACAGACUCUGGUGGGGAACUUGACCUGUGUCUCUCCCAGGUACCUGGCUAGCAGGAUUGUGUUCUCGGUGAGGCUUAGCGACGCAUGCCGCCCAGCUGGCCUCACCGCACUCUUCAUCGUGCUCCCUCUUCUCAUCCUCUCCGCCUUGGUGCUUUGCUGGUGCUGUGGGAGAAAGAGGAAGAGAAAAGAAGCACCAGUAAGCACCUCUAAAAAGAGAGCCUCCAGCUCCAGCUGUAACGGCCAGAAGCAUCGCAGCAAGCAGAAACCUGCAGCCAAUGAGCCGAGUAAAGCUGGAAGCUCUGGCAAUGAGGGGAUCCUGAAGAACCAGCUGCUGCUACGCCCGUCAUCCACCCUGCUGGGCAGCACCAGGGACAUUUAUGAAGAGGUGGAGGUUAAGGUGGGCUCAGUGGAGUCUCUUCCCCGAGUUUCCUUGCGUUGUUCCAGCUUCACAGAAGGGAAGCAGGGUCCCGAAGGGCCCGACAGAGCCAGCAAGACAGACCUGGACACAGUCAGUGUGACUGAAGUGAUGAAAGACUCAGCUGACAGAGAGAAGGCUUACCUGACUCAGUCAACUGAAUACUACAGCCUGGUGCCGGGUAUCGAACUGGAGGACUCAGACCAUGGCGAAUAUGAGAAUGUGGACCUCUCGUGACACCAUUUUAAAGGAAUAGUUCAACAUUUUGGGAAAUAUGCUUAUGUUUUCAUGAUGAUAAUUAGAUGAGAAGAUCUGAACCUACUGAGUCUACUCAUGUUUGUUUGUUAAAAGCUGUUAAAGGUAUACUAUGCAGGAUCCCUCUCAGUCAUCACCUUUGACCCCAUAGCAGUGUGUGGUGGUGUCUGUAUCUGCCCUCUGCCUCUACUUUCUUAUUUUCUUCUAUAUUGGUUUGUUCAGGACAUGUCUGGGUGUCAACCUUUGGUGUGUAGCCUCCAGCAAAUAGCAGCACAAAGUCUGGACUCGAUAAAAAUGUAGUGACCUGCUGUCUCCAUCUCUCUUGUCUGUUUUGUGGAUGCGAGCUGCAGGUCUGUGUGUCUGUUUGAUUGAGGACCAGAUUGAGCCAUACACACAGAGAGCAGAGAAGCCAAGCGGACAGGCUGACGCAUGCGCUUCGGUUGAAUUCAAACAAAACCACUUCAUGGUUGUGCAGAGGUGUGGGCGUGUUUUUUUGUGCUUUAGAACAUGACUGAAAAUAAUGUUUUAUUUUCCUGAUCACUGCUUUGUUCUUUUUAACACCGCUCCUGCUCCUCAUUCGCUCUCAAGCUUGAGUGACCACUGCUGCUCUCUCAAUUAGAGGAGGGGCCAAGUUUGAAUGUUGUGUUUUCAAACAGUCAGCUACAAAACCUGCAUAGUAUACCUUUAAAAUUUUCCUGUGAAAGUUUAAUGAGCUGCACCCACUGAAACUAACAAACUGAUGUGACCUGUAGAAGUUUAUAACUUUUUCUACAAUCAAACUAGCUGUUUCUCCCUGCUUCUUGUCUUUAUGCUAAGCUAGGCUAAUCACUUCCUGGUUCCAGCUCUGUACUUAACUCAAAAACAAGGUGCACCUAUAGGAAUCAUAUUUCGCAAAGUGUCAGGUUAUUGCUUUAAGAGAGACACUGUGUGUGUAUGUGUGUGUUACAGAAAAAGCGGGUUAUCUAUGGACACACAGAGAGAGUGUGGUCCGACCACUGUAGUAUCACAAUGUAAGAGGAAGUGAUUUAAUCCGGGCCUUUUCCUGUGGGACCUGAGGAACGCAGUGACGGUUUGAAAGGGAGGCCCACUUUUUUCACUCUGGAAAAAACUACUCAACAUUAAAGACACAAAGACAUUU
This is a messenger RNA of Epinephelus moara (kelp grouper), 2868 nucleotides long. Its product is annotated as leucine-rich repeat-containing protein 26. Gene Ontology annotation, molecular function: protein binding. The transcript is spliced from 4 exons. The record is from RefSeq and is a predicted model, not a curated record. NCBI's taxonomy places the organism in Eukaryota, Metazoa, Chordata, Actinopteri, Perciformes, Serranidae. The coding region runs from base 486 to 1712 and encodes 408 amino acids. Gene Ontology annotation, cellular component: extracellular matrix.